Molecule: messenger RNA, 442 nt
Organism: Strongylus vulgaris
Lineage: Eukaryota; Metazoa; Nematoda; Chromadorea; Rhabditida; Strongylidae
Source: the annotation of a GenBank genome assembly
UCAGAAACAGUGGUAACAUAAAAUCAAUUAUUAAUUCUAGGUGGGCGUUGUCGAAUGCCGGAAUCUUUGCGAACUUGUCGUAUCGCGAGAUGGACAAUGUUUGUUGGAUCCAUAUGUAAAAUUACAACUUUUGCCAGAACGCGAACAUCGCGUCAAAACUCGCAUCGUUCGCUCAACUACUGCGCCGAAAUACGACGAACAAUUCACAAUGUAUGGUGUAACAAGCGAACAGGUCACAAUGAGCACGUUACACUUCCAGGUGGUCGCAUUUGAUCGAUACAGUCGUGACACUGUCGUUGGAGAAUGCGUCUACAGACUUGCUGAUGCUGAACUCAUGCUUUAUCAAGAAAUGAGGCCGGCAGAAGCCUACUUUUAUUGUAACUUAGGUAAAUUGCUUAUAAAGUUUAGGGAAGUAAUAAGUGAAAAGAGAUAUGCGUGGUAA